This is a messenger RNA of Betta splendens (Siamese fighting fish), 4765 nucleotides long. It is a transcript of the gene myom1a, whose product is annotated as myomesin 1a (skelemin). Gene Ontology annotation, molecular function: protein binding. The transcript has 37 exons. The coding region runs from base 218 to 4669 and encodes 1483 amino acids. NCBI's taxonomy places the organism in Eukaryota, Metazoa, Chordata, Actinopteri, Anabantiformes, Osphronemidae. The record is from RefSeq and is a predicted model, not a curated record.
GUCUUGUGCUUUCUGCCGAGUGGCAGCAUUAUUUUUGUUCUGUGGACUGUCUUGCUGUCCACUGCCCCUCACUCUGCUGCUUCACCUGCAUCCGGACUUUCUGUAACUACUUUUGGAAUAACCCACAUUUCCUCAUUUUGUGACCGGUGGAUUGUUUUUGGGAGUUGGUAGAGUAAAGCACAGUCUGACUUUGUAAGUUGGCGGAGUGGCCCUCAGGAUGUCAGAAUCAUUACAAGUGACGCUGAAGCAGCAGGAGCAGCAUCAGCUGCAGGAGAAGCAUCAGCAGCAGCAUCACUAUGAGAGCGCGUAUCACCUGAGCACCAAGUCGUCUGUAAGCAAGCAGUCGUUCUCCACUUACAAGACGACCACUCAGCGCGUGAAGACCUCUGUAAAGACAGAGAAGAGGCAGGAGGAGCUUAAGCUGAGCCCGCUACCUAAGAGAGCCAAGCGCACCUAUUUGGCCAUGGACAAGGACAAAGAAGUCAUUGGCUACGUUAUUCCUGUUUUCAGAGCCAACCAUGAUGUGGUUCGAGGCCUGUUGGAGGCCCAGGAGGAGGAGGCCACAGAGGAGGGCAUCAACUACGUAGCCAUGAGAAACCUGUUUGUCAGGGAGGCCAAGGAGGCGAUGGAGGUCAGGGUGGAGAAGAAAACCAGAACAACGCACAUCAGAGAGUCAGCUGAGCGUCUGGAACUGCACAGGACGAUGGAUGAGUGGGCAGAGUUCCGCAAGAAAAUGAACCCGGACAGCCUGACGCAUCCUCCAGAGUUUAUCGUCAAGCCCCGCGGGCAAACUGUGUGGGAGGGCAGCAACGUCACGCUGCACUGUACUGUGGCCGGGUGGCCCAAACCCAGGGUCGCCUGGUACAAGAACAACGUGCCCAUCGAUGCCAAGGCUCACCCCGAGAAGUACACCAUCGAGAGCACCUACAACAUGCACUCGCUGGAGAUCAGGAACUGUGAUUUCUUCGACACUGCCCAGUAUCACAUCUCUGCCCUCAACGUAAAAGGAGAGACAUCUACUGUGGCCACUGUUGUUGUGAAAAGGUUCCAGGAGGCCGAGGAAGCUGGUCUACUAGAUCUGAAACCACACGGCUUCUGCCCAGAGCACGGUGUCACCUUUAAGACCACCAUCAUUGACAAAUUCGAAGUGGCCUUUGGCCGCGAGGGCGAGACUCUGAGUCUGGGCUGCACUGUCAUCAUUUUUCCCACCGUCAAGCGAUACCAGCCCGAGGUUGUGUGGUCCAGAAACUCUGUGCCGCUGAAGCCGUCCAAGUGGCUGCACAGCCACUGGUCUGGGGAGCGCGCCACACUGACCCUGGUCCACCUCAACAAGGAGGACGAGGGCAUGUACACGCUGCGCGUCAACACCAAAUCCGGCUUCGACACCUACUCGGCCUACGUGUUUGUCAAAGAUGCUGACGUGGAGGUGGAGGGGGUUCCUGUCGCCCCCCUGGACGUGCGCUGUCAUGAUGCCAACAAGGACUACGUGGUGGUGACCUGGAAGCAGCCGGCGGUGGAGGGCAGCAGCCCCAUCCUGGGCUACUACAUCGACAGGUGCGAGGUGGGAACCCACCACUGGGCUCAGUGCAACGAGACCCCAGUGAAGUACGCCCGCUUCCCGGUCACUGGGCUGGUGGAGGGACGCUCCUACACCUUCAGGGUCAGGGCCCUGAACAAUGUGGGACUCAGCCGCCCGUCGCGUGUGUCUGAGCCUGUGGUUGCCAUGGAUCCCUCCGACAGAGCCCGCCUCAGAGCCGGACCCUCGGCCCCCUGGACAGGAAUGAUCAAGUUCACCGAGGAGGAGCCCACGGUUGGUGUGGUUCCUGGAGAACCAACUGAUGUUGUGGUUACCGAGGCAACCAAGAGCUACGUGGUGCUCGCCUGGCAACCUCCGGUCCAGAGAGGUCACGAAGGAGUCAUGUACUACAUUGAGAAGUGCGUCUCAGGCACCGACGCCUGGCAGAGGGUGAACACCGCUGCGCCCGUCAAGUCUCCGCGCUUCGCCCUGUUCGACCUGGCGGAGGGAAAGUCCUACAGCUUCCGCGUGCGCUGCUGCAACUCGGCGGGCGUGGGCGAGCCGUCCGUGUGCACAGAGGACAUCACCGUGGGGGAUAAGCUGGACCUGCCCUCGGCUCCAGGCAUCCCAGUGCCCAUCAGGAACACCAGCACCUCGGUGGUGGUGACCUGGGGCGCCUCCAAGGAAGUCACACAACUGGUCGGCUAUUAUAUUGAGUGUAGCAUGGUUGGCACUGACGUCUGGAUGCCCUGCAACAACAAGCCUGUCAAGCAAACCAGGUUUGUGUGCCACGGCCUGACCACUGGGGCGACCUACGUGUUCAGGGUGAAGGCGGUCAACGCCGCGGGCUACAGCCAGAGCUCCCCCACUUCGGACAAAGUGCUUGUAAAAGCUGCCAUCUCCACCCCUGGGAAGCCCACCGGUGUGACCUUGCUGGAGGCCUUCAAGGACUACAUGGUGCUGGGCUGGGCCGCGCCUGCUAAUAACGGAGGUGCUGACAUCAGGGGAUACUUCGUGGACUACAGGACUGUCAAGGGCAAUGUUGUUGGGAAAUGGCACGAAAUGAACCUGAAGGCGCUGACUGUAACCACUUAUAAAGCUGAGAACCUGAAGGAGAACGUCUUCUAUGAGUUCCAGGUGCGUGCUAUGAACAUGGCGGGCGUGAGCGUGGCCUCCGUUCCCUGUGCCCCGCUGGAGUGCAAGGAGUGGACCAUUACUGUGCCAGGCGUUCCGGUCGGGCUCCACGCGCAGGAGGUCCGGGACACCUCCCUCGUGGUGCUGUGGGAGCCCCCUGUGUUCGAAGGCCGCUCUCCCGUCAAUGGGUACUAUCUGGAUAUCAAGGAGGCGUCUGCUGGAGAGGAGGGCUGGAAGGCCGUCCACGAGAAGGUCAACAGGAUGAAGUACAUGAAGGUGACUGGGCUCAAGACUGGCACAUCCUACGUCUUCCGCCUGCGUGCGCAAAACAUUGCAGGAGUUGGAGGGACCUCAGCGGUGUUGGGUCCAAUCGUGGCCCAGACUCGCCCUGGAACCAAAGACAUUUACGUGGAUGUUGACGAUAAUGGCAUCAUCUCGAUGGUGUUCGAGUGUCCUGACAUGAAGCCAGGUUGUGAGUUUGUGUGGUCCAAGAACUACCAGGCUUUCACCGACACCUCACGUCUGACCAUUAUCAGCGAACGUGGCAAAUCCAGAGCUAUCUUCAACAGUCCGUCCCUGGAGGACCUGGGCACCUUCUCCUGUGCGGUCACCAACACUGACGGCGUCUCCUCCAGCUACACGCUCACAGAGGAGGGUCUGAAACGUCUCCUGGAGAUGAGCCACGACCACAAAUUCCCUGUGAUUCCCUUUAAGAACCAAAUGGCCAUGGAGCUGCUGGAGAAGGGUCGCGUGCGGUUCUGGACUCAGGUGGAGAAGUGCACUUCAGCCUGUCAAGUGGACUACGUCUUUAACGAUGUCAUCAUCACUCAGGGGAAGAAAUAUACCAUGAACUUUGACAAAUCCACUGGCAUCAUCGAAAUGUUCAUGGACUCUCUGGAGGUCACAGACGAGGGAACCUUUACCUUUAACCUGGUCGAUGGGAAGGCUAAGGGUACCACCAGCCUGGUGCUGAUUGGAGAUGAAUUCAGGGAGCUUCAAAGGAAAUCAGAAUUUGCGAGGGCCGAAUGGGUCAGGAAACAAGGUCCUCACUUUGUUGAGUACCUGGACUUCGCGGUUACACCACAGUGCGAUGUGCUGCUGAAAUGCAAGAUAGGAAACGUCAAACCAGAGACUGAGAUCACCUGGUCUAAAGACAGCAUUGAAAUCGCAGAGGACGACGAGGAUGCGAAGAAAAUCGAGCGAAAGGAUGGAGAUCUGACCUUUAAUAUCGGAAAGAUCUGCAAGAAGGAUGCGGGUAUCUAUGAGGUGUUCCUCAUGGACAGCAGAGGCAAAGAUAAGAGCACCUUCAAACUGACGGAUGCAGGAUAUCAAGCUGUAAUGAAUGAGCUGUUCAGGGUUAUUGCCAACUCCGCCAGUGAAAUCCAAGUCCUCAGCACUGAACACGGCAUCGUCCUCUACUCCACGGUCACGUACUACAACGAGGAGCUGCGCGUGGGUUGGCUGCAGAAAGACACUAAGAUUGCAGCGUCAGAGAGAGUCAAGUCUGGAGUCACCGGAGAGCAGCUGUGGCUGAAGAUCAAUGAGCCCACGGAGAAGGACAAAGGGAAAUACGCCAUCGACAUCUUCGAUGGCAAAGCUGGUGUGAAGAGAGUCUUUGAGCUGACUGGUCAGGCAUGGCAACAGGCAUUUGAAGAAUUUCAGAGGCUCAAGGCGGCAGCCAUUGCAGAGAGAAACCGUGCUCGUGUUGUUGGAGGUUUGCCAGAUGUGGUUGCAAUCCAAGAAGGCAAGUCCCUGAAUCUGACUGGCAACGUCUGGGGUGAUCCUGCACCGGAGGUGUCCUGGGUCAAGAACGACAAAGUGCUGGUAUCGGACGAUCACUACAAACUCAAGUUUGAGCAUGGAAAGUUUGCCAGCAUCACAAUUGCCUCCGUCACAACAACUGACUCUGGCAAAUACGCCCUCCUGGUCAAGAACAAGUACGGCACAGAGGCUGGUGAGUUUACUGUCAGCGUGUACAACCCAGAGGAAGAGGAGGGCAAGGAGGAGAAGAAAGACUAAAGAUGAUGCAGCGUGGAGAAACAAAGGGGUCUCCAAAGCAUUUUACCCCGGCACAUGCCGGCGUGCCAGCGCAAUCUAAAUAAAUCAUGAAUACAG